Molecule: messenger RNA, 1380 nt
Organism: Williopsis jadinii
Lineage: Eukaryota; Fungi; Ascomycota; Saccharomycetes; Phaffomycetales; Wickerhamomycetaceae
Gene: GDS1
Product: Gds1p
Exons: 1
Coding region: 1-1380 (459 amino acids)
Source: RefSeq, a predicted model, not a curated record
AUGGCUUUGGCAAACAGAAGACCUGUUGCUUUCCCUGUUAGUGAAGCAACUUCUACGUCAUCUCCAUCCUUUAAACCAAGCCGUUUGAGCUUGGAUUCUGGUUACUCCGUAUCGAAGGCAGCCUCAAAGAAGAUUGCUGCUGCAUCCAUAAAGGAAUCAACACCAGAAGAGUCAUUGAGUGGGUCAAGCUCCGAGGAUGUUGAAGCUUCUCCUACAAGCUCCGUUGCAACUACUGUCUCCACAGGCUCUACAAAGCACAAGGAGAAGAAGGAAAAGAAGGAGAAGGUGAAAGGCUCUUCAAGACAACCAAUCGCUACUGGUAUCUCUACAACUAUCCCUGUGACUGGUGAAAGACCACGUCCUCAAGAACACAAGUCAUUGGACGAUAACGUUCUCUUUGCAAUCUUUGAAAUCUUGUAUGAGAAGGAUCCUGAAGGGAAAGGUAUGACAGUUAAACAAAUUUGUGAUAUCCUUGUUGAGAGACAUCCAGAAAUGGCUAACUUGUCCUCAAAGACAUCCAACCUCGUCUCUGCAAAGUUGAAUGCCUACGUCAAGAGAAUUGAAAAAGGUGAGAAAUCCUUGAUCUAUGCUCUCUCUAGAGAAUGGGCAGACGCUUCUCCAAAGAGAAUGGUGUACGUAUACCGUGGAAUGCUUGCUCCAGACUUCUUUGUCCAUGCACUGGCUGCGAUUGAAACGCAAAAGGCUGCUGAAAACACCUCUAGUGCUCAAGACCGCAAGUCGUUGGACAAAGCACUGAAGGAGGACACACCUACCCGUGAGGGAGAGAUGAAGAGACGUGCCACUGCCUUUGAUUUGGGUAUCAACAGAAAUUCAUUUGCAGAUUUGCAAUUGGAUCUGACGUUACCGAACAUUGCUAUACCGUACUCUUCUGCCCCUGUCACCGCUUCUCUAGGAAUUGGUGCUACCCUUGAUACUGAAGGUGCAUCCAAGAAGGCUCUUGCGUUUAAGAAGGAUACCAACACUGCUGUUUCUGACGAUGACUUUGACGCAUUUGACCAAUUUGACGAUUCGUUUGACACUGAUGACAUUCGUCCUUCUUUCAGAGCAAACAAGCGUUCCAAAUCCAUGUCGUACCUGCAAUCCAAGAAGAUGCGUACUUUGACUGUUGCCGCUGCUGCUCCACGUUUAUCAAAGGCCAAAUCUACAAGUUCACCUUCCGCUGCUGCUGCUGCUGCUGCGCUUCAUGCCGCAGCAUUGGAGGGCCUUUCACCAGCUAGUGUUUCAUCGCCGGAGUAUUCCAGCAACGAAACUCCGGUUGCUGCUAAAUGGUUACAAGCUGUUAGAAACGGGUUUUUAACACAGGACAUUGAAACACCAGAGAGCACGUCACUUGCUGAACUGGAUUCGAUGUUUGCUUAA